AUGGGGUCAAGGGGUCCCCCCAACCCCCUAGCCCCACCUGGGGAGUCUUGGGGUGGCAGGGCCCCACCUCGCCCCAACCCUCCUGCAGGGACCGAGGAGUGUGAGCACGCCGUCAUCGAUUUCUUGGCUUUCCAGGACAUCUCCUUCAAGAAGCUCCUGCGGCUGCAGCAGGCCCUGACGGGCUCCGGGGGACAGAGUCCGUUGACACUGAGGGAGGGCCGCGUGGCUUUGCAGCUGAAGCUGCGGCAGCAGCUCACGGAGCUCCGAAAGGCGCGGGCCGAGCCGCUGUUGACACGGCUGCUGCGGGCGCUGCGUGAGGCCAGGCUGCCUGGGCUGGAGCGCAACAUCCGUGAGCGCUUCCUCCGGGUGCGCUGAGCACCCCCCUUUAUUUAUUCUACUCCCCGGCUGUGCCCCACCAUGGGCAUUGCCCCAAACCACACCAGAGGAGCCUUCUAAGCAGGCUCCUGUCAAGCUAACGGUUUAUUUUUUAUAAAGCCGUUUUGUAAAACUGAGUGAAGGGUCUGCUGGGAGCACAGUGGGGCACCUGGCAG
Messenger RNA from Ceratotherium simum simum (southern white rhinoceros), 551 nucleotides. NCBI's taxonomy places the organism in Eukaryota, Metazoa, Chordata, Mammalia, Perissodactyla, Rhinocerotidae. The record is from RefSeq and is a predicted model, not a curated record.